Molecule: messenger RNA, 1320 nt
Organism: Chaetomium fimeti
Lineage: Eukaryota; Fungi; Ascomycota; Sordariomycetes; Sordariales; Chaetomiaceae
Product: cytochrome P450
Exons: 4
Coding region: 1-1320 (439 amino acids)
Molecular function (GO): heme binding; iron ion binding; oxidoreductase activity, acting on paired donors, with incorporation or reduction of molecular oxygen
Source: RefSeq, a predicted model, not a curated record
AUGUUAGUAGCGCUUGUCUUCACCAUUCUCGUUGGAGCGGCGGCAUGGCUGGUGUUGAGAGCACGUACUUCGGGGCCGAAACUCGAUAUACCUUACCUACAGUUUGAGGGGGACAACUCGCUACUCAGGUAUCUAAAUGACACGCGGAGCUUGAUGAGAAAGGGCUACGCCGAGUAUACCAAACAAGGCAAGGCGUUUGCGAUGUUCAACCAUGUUGACUUCCAAAGUCCGCUCGUUAUCCUCCCUCCCAAAUACUUGGAAGAGGUUAGAAGUGCUCCGCAAACAAAGCUCAGCUUCCCCAUGUCGCUCGAGAAAUUUCUACUCAACGUAUUCUCUCGCAUUACCGCGCGGUCCCUGGUUGGGCCGGAGCUUUGUGACAGGCAAGAAUGGCAAGAUAUCAUCCUCGGCUUCACCAAUAGCGCGUUCAAGGCAUCCCAUGGUGUUCGAGCUCGGUACCAUCCCUGGACUCGUUGGAUGGCUAAGUACCUUGACGGGGACGUCAAAGAUGUUUACAGGUACCGAAGGCAGGCGGGCAACCUGCUCCGGCCAAUCUUAGAGGCAAGGAAAGCCGAAUACAGGACUCGCGCGAAAGGCGAGAAGGGGAAACACGAGGAUGGUAUCCAGUGGAUCCUUGAUGCGUACCACUCUACUGGUUCGACUCUGACACCCGACAAACUUGCUCAAGAUGAGUUCAUCAUUACGAUUGCGUCGAUCCAUAGCAGCGCUGCUACCGCGCUCUCAAUUCUUUACGACCUGAUGGAUCGGCCUGAAUCUCUGGCAGAACUUCAAGAGGAGAUCUCCAAGGUUUUGAAACAGUACGGCACCUGGACACGCCAAUCUCUCGCGGCCCUACGCAUUAUGGACAGUUUCAUGAAGGAGAGCCAACGAGUGCACACCCUGCAACAGCUAACGCUUCAGCGCAUGGCGGUCGAGCCAUUUACGUUCAAGGACGGGCUUCACCUACCUGCCGGUACUCAAAUCGCACUGCCAAACGAGAUGAUUAGCCUGGAUCCCGACCUGCAUGAGGACGCUGACACCUUUGACCCCAAGCGCUUUCUGCGGAAAAGAGAGAAGAUCGACCCCAACAAAUUCCACUUUGCGUCCAUUUCAGAGGACAUGCUCCCGUUCGGAAGCGGUCUACAUGCCUGUCCGGGAAGGUUCCUGGCUCAGGACGUCAUGAAGUUGAUGUUCAUUCACCUUUUGACGCGGUAUGAGUUCAAGUAUCCCGAGGGGGUGGAUAGCCGUCCGGCGAACAUUGAACGGCAUCACAACAUCAUGCCCAAUACUGGCCUGUCUCUGUUGUUCAAGGAGAAGAAUUAG